Neogale vison (American mink) is the source of this 2580-nucleotide messenger RNA. It is a transcript of the gene ANKRD10, whose product is annotated as ankyrin repeat domain 10. Gene Ontology annotation, molecular function: protein binding. The record is from RefSeq and is a predicted model, not a curated record. The coding region runs from base 105 to 1514 and encodes 469 amino acids. The transcript has 6 exons. Lineage: Eukaryota; Metazoa; Chordata; Mammalia; Carnivora; Mustelidae.
CAGCGGCACUCGCGGUCCUUUGUGCUCCGGCGGCGGCCUCUCGGUUGCUCGCUGCGCGUCCUCUGCCUCUCGGUCGGGUAGCCCGAGCUCUCCGGUGCCGGACCAUGUCGACGGCAGGAACGGGCGCAGGCGUGGAGGCGGGCUUCUCCAGCGAGGAGCUGCUGUCGCUCCGCUUCCCGCUGCACCGCGCCUGCCGCGACGGGGACCUUGCCGCGCUCUGCUCGCUGUUGCAGCAGACACCGCGCGCCCACCUGGCCGCCGAGGACUCCUUCUACGGCUGGACGCCCGUACACUGGGCCGCGCACUUCGGCAAGCUGGAGUGCCUGAUCCAGUUGGUGAGAGCCGGGGCCACGCUGGACGUUUCCACGACGCGCUAUGCACAGACCCCUGCCCACAUCGCGGCUUUCGGGGGACACCCCCGGUGCCUCCUCUGGCUGAUCCAAGCCGGGGCCAGCGUUAACAAACCGGACUGUGAGGGCGAGACCCCCAUUCACAAGGCGGCUCGCUCCGGGAGCCUGGACUGCAUCAGUGCCCUGGUGGCCAACGGGGCCCACAUCGACCUGAGGAACGCCAGUGGCCUGACAGCAGCAGACAUUGCUCAAACCCAGGGUUUCCAAGAGUGCACCCAGUUUCUCUUGAACCUGCAGAACUGUCACCUGAGCCGUUUCUAUGAUAACGGCCCCAUAAACGGGGGCCAUCAGAGCCGAUUCCCUAAUCAUACUAGUGCGGGAGCCAAUCGCAAGAGAUGCUUGGAAGAUCCAGAGCCCUUUGGAGUGAAGAAGGCUCGAACUGAAGCUCGGAGCUCGGGUCCCUGCACGCCGCUGGGGAACAGCGACGCGGACGAUGAAGCUGACAAAAUGGUGGUCGACAGAGAGCUCACGGCUGUCACAGGUGGGAGUGGACAGUUCCCUGUUAGCUGCGGCAGCAGCCCCAUGGUCGAAGACAGCAGACAGCAGGAGGGUGGUUCUGUCGGACCCAGAGAAAUAGAAGUAUACACGGUCUCAGCGAUGCAAACGCCUUGCCGCUGCAGGAGCCAGUAUCUGAAAACCAGUAGCCCCGCGUCGGACACACUGACACAUGGAUGUGUCAUCAGUGGACAUUUGGACUUCCCCUCCACGACACAGCUCAAUGGGACGGAGAGCAGGAGUGACCAGAGCUUACCAGGAGCUCAUGGUGUUAGCAACGGCGUCGUUCAAGGACGGCCUUUUCCGAGUAGCCAGGGUUCGCUUUGUGUCCUUGGGACCGAGGAGCCAGAAAAGACCGUGGGCGCGAACGCGGAGAUGUGCGGCUCUCUGCACCUGAACGGGAGCCCGAGUAGCUGCGUGGCUAGUAGACCUUCCUGGGUGGAGGGCAUCGAGGAGAACCUGCACUACGGGCAUUACCAUGGGUUUGGGGACACCGCUGAAAGCAUCCCCGAGCUCAGUAGCCUGGCAGAGCACCCCAGCUCCGUGAAGGGGGCAGAGAGGCCCGGCGGUGCCGACCUGGGGGCCAUGCACCUGUACCACGGCUCGUAGAGACCGGCAGCCUGACCGUGUGGACGCGCCCAUGCCUCCUGGUAGCCGACCGUGAAUACUCACGUAGCGCCCGUUUGAGGCAAUGUCACGACUUGUACUAUUUUGUAUACUUCGGCUUUCUGACAAAGUCAGCUUGUAUUUGAGAAGUUCCUCGUGAGUCCUGUUGUAUGCAUGAGGACGGCUGACUUAGCGCCCAGGUGUUUCCUCCGCGGGUUGGCGGGCCUCUUUCCGAGUCUGAUUUUUCGGCUGCCAGCCUCGGUGUUUUCCUUUGAACCCCGUCACCGUAGACUGCCGUCCUUCCCGACUCCUGGUCCACAGUCCUCUUGGAAAGCUUGCUUCUGCUCUAACCUGUAGAAUCUAUGACAGAAGACGGCUCGUUCCCUAUGCAAAGUACAGCCUUACAAAGAUUUCUUGAAAAAAAAGAACAUUUGUCUUUUUCAAAGUCUUUUCAUUGAAACUUUGCAACUUGCCAUGUGGUGGGUCUUCUUCCAGGCACGCGUGGUGGUUUGGGGGCGGAAGCGGCCCCUUUGUCAACACCGUAGCUCCCUGCCCCGCGUUUCACUGAAAACAGCUGCAAUCCGGGACUGACUGCGGCCCUGUCGUGGUUUUAUCCCACAUUUCUUGCUUUGUCUCUACGGUUUGUACCACAGAUAACGGUUUCCUUUAUAUGUAGUAGAAAUUACUAUUUGUAGGAAAUGUCGGGUCAGGAUAUUUAUAACUGACUAUUUUGACUUACAUUUUCUUUUUUCUUGUUUUUUUUUGGGGGGGGGGUGGUUUCUGCUUUAAAAUGUAUACCACUAUGUAUAUCCCAUCUACUGAGAGAAUUUUGGGUCUCUCUUAAUAAAAGUGCACUACGUUUAUGGUUUUAUAGAAAUUAGCUUUUGUUUAAGCAGCUAGUGGUCACACUGUGCAAAUAUUGUAAUGAAUUUUUACUUUUCUGAUUUUUGUAAUGAAAAUUGGUGAAGUUAGAGAAAAUGUCCAUUGAACAAGCCAGUGUCCUAAGAGUGUUACUAACAUCUUGUUUUUAAACUGUGCUUUACAGAUUGAAUAAAAAACUCUCACUUGA